CUUGUCGUAUGAUAAGAGAUCGGAACAGAGUUCUUCUUUUGCAUGUCCUUUUGUAUCGGACUGCUGGGCAAGAAAUGCAGUUGAUAGAGACAACAGUACGUGUAUGAGGUCUGAAAGCAUCGGUCUUCAGUCAACAUAUAAAACAGUGUGGUGGUAUGUGAAUCUGGGAGACGUGUACAGUGUGUACAGCAUCAGGAUUCUGUUCAAGACCUACCAGAAACAAUAUGAAAAUAGGCAAAGAGGGCGUUUUGCGGGUUUUUCUCUUUAUCUUUCUAAUACUGUCAACAAAGACGAAGGUCACUUGUGUUAUAAAGACGGGCCACAGUUACCUCCCCUUGAAUUCACAACAACCUGUAUUGGUUAUGGCACUUAUGUUAUAUUUUACAACGAACGAUUGGAUGGAACUGUUUAUCCCACAGGAUAUGAGAAGUUGAUUAUAACGGAAUUAUGUGAAGUGGUAGUGGAAGGUUGUAAACGGGGAACAUAUGGUAAAUUGUGCAACAAUAAUUGCUCUAAACACUGUGAAGACAAUAAAUGUGAUAUAACAAAUGGAACAUGUCUAGGAUGUUUGCCUGGAUGGAAAGGACAGUUCUGUCAAACACAGUGUGAUAGUGGAUCAUACGGUAAGAACUGCAACUUUCGGUGUUCAGGACAUUGUUUGGAUGAUCAAACUUGUAACCACCUGACUGGAAUCUGUGAUAAAGGUUGUGUUCCAGGAUGGACUCUGACAAUGUGUAAUGAAUCAUGCAGUUAUGGACGCUAUGGCCCUAACUGUGCUUUCAACUGCAGCGGACAUUGUUUAAAUGGAAACACAUGUAACAAGGAAACAGGGCAUUGUGACUCAGGUUGUACCCCAGGAUACAUAGGAAUUUUUUGUAAUAAAGUGUGUUCCAAUGGCUGGUUCGGUGAAGGAUGUAGAUACCGCUGUAGUGGACACUGUGCCAAUUAUGAACAUUGUAACCACGUAGAUGGGAUUUGUCCUAAUGGCUGUCAAAAUGGCUACCUUGGGAAUAUAUGCAACAAAUCUUGUGUGAAGGGUUUCUUCGGUGCAAACUGCUCUAAAAAUUGCUCUCAGAAUUGUAAAGAAAUAUGUAAUCAUAUCGUUGGAUCCUGUUUAUGUAAAAGUGGUUGGAUGGAUUCUCCAAUCUGCAGUACAGAAUGCCCACCUCAUACGUAUGGUGAAAAUUGCAUUCAUUCCUGCAGUGCCAACUGUGCUAAUGGUACUUGUGAUAAGUUCAAUGGUAGUUGUACGGAAGGAUGUAGAGAAUCAUAUUAUGGAGACAUUUGUGAUCAAAGUGAUGGUUCUUUUCUUCUAAACAUGAACAGUAAAUCUGCAAAACCACCUAUCGUCGGCGGGGUUCUCGGUGCAAUUGCCUUUGUAACCAUACUUAUUGCAUUGACUAUUUCUUUAUUGCGAAAAGGAAUCUUCAGAUCCUGGAUAGAAAGGAGGAGGCACUCACAAAUAUAUAUAAACAGCACAGAUACAUUGAGACAACCAAAUGAUGAAUCCCAUACCUAUCAAACGUUAAAUGACUCAAAUAAACCAGAAAACUACAUGAACUUUGAUUUACAUGAACCAGAAGAUACAGCUGCUUGUGCUUAUCAAGGAUUACGCAUAUCUAAAAAUGAAGGAAACUAUGUAAAUCUUGAACUAGACAAGCUUGAAAAAGAAAGAUGUUAUUCAGUAUUAAAGCACUGAACAUAUUCAAAAGAUACAUGUAUGUAUUGGUAACAGAAAAAUGCAUAAACUGCACAUUUCUUGUAACAAAAGUGGUAAAUAUUUA
Messenger RNA from Saccostrea cuccullata (small rock oyster), 1784 nucleotides. Its product is annotated as multiple epidermal growth factor-like domains protein 10. The transcript is spliced from 10 exons. Bases 104 to 1699 code for a protein of 531 amino acids. Lineage: Eukaryota; Metazoa; Mollusca; Bivalvia; Ostreida; Ostreidae. The record is from RefSeq and is a predicted model, not a curated record. Gene Ontology annotation, molecular function: scavenger receptor activity.